AUGGCGGCCAUCGGCGUGCACCUGGGCGCGACGUGUGCGUGCGCCGCCAUCUACAAGGAUGGGCGCGCGGACGUGGUGGCCAACGACGCCGGGGACCGCGUCACUCCCGCCGUCGUGGCGUUCUCGGAGAGCGAGGAGGUGGUCGGGCUGGCCGCGAAGCAGAGCAGGGUCCGCAACGUGGCGAGCACCGUGGUGAAGGUGAAGCAGCUCCUGGGCCGCAGCUCUGGUGACCCACAAGCUGAGAAAUACAUUUCGGAAAGCAAGUGUUCAGUAGUUGAGAAGAAUGGAAAACUUCACUAUGAAAUAGAUAACAAACUUAUUAGUCCAGAAGAUGUUGCAAAACUCAUUUUCAGUAAAAUGAAAGAAACUGCUCAGUCUGCUUUGGGUUCAGAUGUAAAUGACGUUGUUAUCACUGUACCAUUUGAUUUUGGAGAGAAUCAGAAAAAUGCGCUUGGGGAAGCAGCUGCAGCUGCUGGAUUUAAUGUUAUGAGGUUAAUCCAUGAACCAUCUGCAGCACUCCUGGCUUAUGGAAUUGGCCAAGAUUCACCCACUGGGAAAAGUAACGUGUUGGUCUAUAAACUUGGUGGAACGUCGCUCUCUAUUACAGUCAUAGAAGUAAACAGCGGAAUGUACCGUGUUCUUGCUACAAACACAGAUGAUAGCAUAGGUGGAGUUUGCUUCACAGAAGCCUUAGCACAACACUUAGCAUCUGAAUUUCAGAGGUCUUGUAAACACGAUAUCAGAGGGAAUCCUAGGGCCAUGAUGAAGCUGAUGAACAGUGCUGAUGUAGCAAAGCAUUCGUUGUCAACUCUGGGAAGUGCAAAUUGUUUUGUGGAUUCACUGUAUGACGGCUUGGAUUUUGAUUGCAAUGUGUCCAGGGCCAGAUUUGAACUUAUUUGCUUUCCACUUUUUAAUAAAUGUAUAGAAGCAAUUAAAAAACUCUUGGAACAAGUUGAAUUUACAGCAGAUGAUAUUAAUAAGGUAGUUCUGUGUGGUGGGUCUGCUCGAAUCCCAAAGCUACAGCAGCUGAUCAAAGACAUCUUUCCAACUGUGGAGCUGCUGAACUCUAUUCCUCCAGAUGAAGUAAUUCCUAUUGGUGCAGCCAUAGAAGCAGGAAUUCUACUAGGGAAAGAAAAUCUGUCCUUAGAAGAUGAAGCACUCUUAAUUGAGUGUUCAGCCAGAGAUAUUCUACUUAAGGGAGUAGACGAGUCGGGGGCUGACAAAUUCACAGUGCUAUUUCCAUCAGGGACACCGCUGCCAGCUCGAAGGCAGCACACCUUGCAUGCGCCUGGAAACACUUCUUCUGUGUGCCUUGAGCUAUAUGAGUCAUUAGGAAAAAGUCCUUUGAGUGAAGAAGGCAAAUUCGCACAGAUUGUACUCCAAGAUUUAGAUAAAAAGGAGGAUGGCCUACAUGAUAUAUUAACUGUCCUCACCAUGAAGAGGGAUGGGUCCUUGCAUGUUACCUGCACAGAUCAAGAUACAGGGAAAUGUGAAAUCAUCACUGUUGAAGUGGCGUCGUAGCCCCAUUGCAAAGGAAGCAUUUUUGAGUCGUUUUUGUCUCUUGUUGGCUUGUCCUCCAAAGUUAAAACUCUAGUUAAAAGUCUGUUUUGGAGUAGAAAAUACAAAAUAUUGAUCUAGAUGUACAGACAUCAGAGCAUUGAAUUAGCAGCCACGCCUCUAAAAAAGCUCAAAUCAGGUCUGUAAUUCAGGAACAAGCAUAUUACAUAAUCUGUAAUAUUUUUCAUUUGAUUUGAAAAGGACUUUUCUGUAGACUAGGCAAGGCCUGUACCCAUUUGACCAGUAUAGGUGCAGUUCUAGCAAAAAAAAUAGAACCAGCAAAACUACUCCUGUAAAUAUUCCCUCUCAAAUAACUGUACCAAAUUGUUUUUAAAAUCCUGUAUUGAUAUGAAGARGUUACCUAAUACUGUGGAGGUGGUGCCCAUUUGAGCUGGGCUCUGGAGUAUAGAAUUUUUCUGUGAACUGUUUUAAG
Molecule: messenger RNA, 1990 nt
Organism: Nothoprocta perdicaria
Lineage: Eukaryota; Metazoa; Chordata; Aves; Tinamiformes; Tinamidae
Gene: HSPA14
Product: heat shock protein family A (Hsp70) member 14
Exons: 14
Coding region: 1-1521 (506 amino acids)
Biological process (GO): cellular response to unfolded protein; protein refolding
Cellular component (GO): cytoplasm; ribosome
Molecular function (GO): misfolded protein binding; ATP binding; heat shock protein binding
Source: RefSeq, a predicted model, not a curated record